Molecule: messenger RNA, 951 nt
Organism: Torulaspora delbrueckii
Lineage: Eukaryota; Fungi; Ascomycota; Saccharomycetes; Saccharomycetales; Saccharomycetaceae
Gene: TSC10
Product: 3-dehydrosphinganine reductase
Exons: 1
Coding region: 1-951 (316 amino acids)
Biological process (GO): sphingolipid biosynthetic process
Cellular component (GO): endoplasmic reticulum membrane
Molecular function (GO): 3-dehydrosphinganine reductase activity
Source: RefSeq, a predicted model, not a curated record
AUGGCUAGUAUUAAAUAUGGUUUAGAAGACCAGGUCGUGUUAAUCACUGGCGGAUCUCAGGGCUUAGGUAAGCAGUUUGCAAAGAAGUAUUACAAUGAGAGUGUUAGGUCCAAAGUUGUGAUCGUCAGCAGAGGUGUUGAAAAGUUACGUAACGCUAUACAAGAAGUUACAGAUGGCGAAGUGAGCCCACGUCCACUGACAAAGACAGACAUAUGGUCUGGGAAGGAUCGAAUUGCUUAUGUGCCCUGCGACCUGUCAGAUUACAGCUCAGUAUCGCAGCUGUUCGAGAUUCUGAAAGCCAACGAUAUCGUUCCAACACAGUUUUUAGCGUGCGCAGGUGGCUCAACACCCAAAUUGUUCAAGGAUCUCACUGGUGAGCAGCUGGAAGCUGGCGUAAAGAUGAACUACUUCACCGCCCUGUUCCUAUCUCAUAAAGUAGCUCAAUUGUAUCCCUACAGCCAUCUUAUACUGUUCUCAAGUGAGACUGCAUUCUUCCCGUUCAUUGGAUAUGCCCAGUAUGCUCCUUCGAAGGAGGGGAUCAAGGCUCUUGUCAGUAUUUUGAGACAGGAACUGUCACAUACGAGGGUAUCAUGCGUCUAUCCUGGAAACUUCGAGAGUGAAGGCUUCGCUCUAGAAGAACUUGAGAAACCAGCAAUUACCAAGAAGAUUGAAGGUCCAUCGGAGCCUAUUUCAUGCGAAGAGUGCUGUAAUCGGAUCGUCCGUCGGCUGUCGCAGGGCUACGACGACAUUACGGUAGAUUUGGUCGGUUGGUUCCUCAUGAGCACAGAUAUGGGGCUAAACAAGCAUGACAACUACUCGUUCCUAUGGUUUUUACAGUUGAUUCUAGGGACACUGUCCAACCUUUUUAUUGUGCCAAUAUUCAUGCUCAUGUGUCGCUACGACAUAAACAAAUGGCACAGGAAUCAAAAGAAUCCUUUCCAGAGAAAGUGA